AUGGUGUACCGCACUCUAGCGCAACGCCUGGAUUUUUGUCAAGCAAGUAACGGUGUUCGGCUUAGGCACAGUGCCCCGAUCCAUGUCCGUGGCUCGUCUAGUAGCCUACGGGAGCGAAAAGAACUUCAUUCGAAUGCGCCGUUAGUGACCGACCAACAGCGUCAUAAUAGCAGGACACUGCGACUGACGCUGGAGACAGAUGGGCCCCGCGAUCAUUUCGUUGAUCAGAAAGCAGUUAGGAUUCCGACUGGUUCCUCCCUGGUUACGCCUGUACAUCCAAGAAAGGCAAACGGAUUGAUGGGUCAGGUACAAAAUGGGGGGCAACACAGUUCGUGCUGGUUCCACAGAUCAAGGGUUCUGCAAUAUGCCCGCUGUCUCAGUGCCACUUCGUCACUGCUCCGUGCGACUGGACCCGCGCAGACGCCAGCAGCAAUCUACGGCAUAAAGCAGGGAGUGGCAAUCCCGCAAGUGCGGAUUGUGGAGGUGUCUCCCCGUGAUGGCCUUCAGAAUGAAGAGGAGAUUCUCUCGCUCGAUGAUAAGAUCGCUUACAUCAAUAUGCUUGAAACUGCGGGCCUCUCAACAAUCGAAAUUGCUUCCUUUGUCAACCCGGCGAAAGUGCCGCAAAUGGCUGACGCAGCAGCACUCACACGCCACUUCUGUCCUAGAAAUACACAUAUGGGCAGCCUUAGUCCGAGAUUCCAGGUUCUAGUCGCCAACAUGCGAGGUUUUGAGGAAGCAGCAGAAGCUGGUGCACAGGAGAUUUCGGUCUUCACUGCCACAACCGACGCUUUUUGCAAAGCAAACAUCAACACUACAGUGUCGGAGAGCUUGAAGAAGUUCAGCGUCAUUGCACGGGAGGCAGCGGAUCGUGGUAUCAAGACUAGAGGAUACGUCUCGUGCAUUUUCGAAUGCCCGUACCAAGGCACGGUUGCUCCGACGACAGUCGUCCAAGUGGCUCGGCACUUGCUUGACAUGGGAUGCUACGAAGUCAGCCUGGGCGAUACGCUCGGCGCCGGCACAGCUGGACAGACUCUACGCCUCAUGGAGGAGCUGCACCGGGACAACUUUCCGAUGGAGGCUGUAGCGAUGCAUCUUCACGACACAUACGGGCAAGCACUGGCGAACAUCCUCCUGUCGGUUGUCCAUGGAGGAGUUCGAGUUGUUGAUACUGCAGUGGCUGGCCUGGGAGGCUGCCCAUUUGCCUCGACACCUCUUCCCACUUCUGCACGGUGGCCAGACGCCGGAGCAGCCACAGCCGCUGCAGCUGCAGCCGCUGCAGCCAAGAGGCUGAUGAUGGAUGCAAAACGAGCGAGGAGCAAGGAUGGAACCGGAGAAGCCUCUAGGACCGAUGAUACGUCCAAUGCCGUAGCUCGCGUCACUGGAAUCACCGAAGAUGCUUGUCGUCUAUCAUGGUCUCGACAAGCGCAAGCUAUAUAUCCCCGAGUAGCACCGGGGAACGUCUCCACCGAAGACGUUGUGUAUAUGCUGGAAAAGUCAGGUGUAAAAACCGUUCCCACAAUUCUGGAGUUCCUGUGA
This is a messenger RNA of Neospora caninum, 1536 nucleotides long. Its product is annotated as Hydroxymethylglutaryl-CoA lyase,related. The record is from RefSeq and is a predicted model, not a curated record. The coding region runs from base 1 to 1536 and encodes 511 amino acids. Gene Ontology annotation, molecular function: hydroxymethylglutaryl-CoA lyase activity. Gene Ontology annotation, biological process: L-leucine catabolic process; ketone body biosynthetic process. Lineage: Eukaryota; Apicomplexa; Conoidasida; Eucoccidiorida; Sarcocystidae. The transcript is spliced from 8 exons.